Molecule: messenger RNA, 2001 nt
Organism: Amaranthus tricolor (Joseph's coat)
Lineage: Eukaryota; Viridiplantae; Streptophyta; Magnoliopsida; Caryophyllales; Amaranthaceae
Product: bZIP transcription factor TRAB1-like
Exons: 5
Coding region: 374-1726 (450 amino acids)
Biological process (GO): positive regulation of DNA-templated transcription
Cellular component (GO): nucleus
Molecular function (GO): DNA-binding transcription factor activity
Source: RefSeq, a predicted model, not a curated record
AAUUAUUCUUCUCUUACUCUGUCAAUUUUCCUAUUUUUCAUUUUUUUUAUUUUUUUGAAUUAUAGUGUUUUUGUAUGAUUUUCAUUAUGAUAUUGAAUUAUUGGGUUUUUGUUGUUUUUCUUUUCUUUUUUGUUUUGAGUUUGAUCAGUAAAUUGGUUGAUGGGUAUUACUUAUUGAAGUUGAUAAACUAUUUUGUUUUGUUAAAUUUAGAUCUUUGUUUGAAACAUUGAAAUAUCACUACACUGGUUUUUAUUUGUUCAUUUAUUCAUUCAUUCAUUCAUUUAUUAAUUUCUGUUUUUUUUUUUAUCAUGCAGGUUGUUGGUGAAGGUACUGUUGAAAGUAAUGUUCAAUUGGCUUAUUUCCGUGAAGUGAUAUGGGUGCUGAAGGAAGUGGGAGACCACCAGGGUUAGGGAAUUUUGCAUUAACCAGACAAACUUCAAUAUAUUCAUUAACAUUUGAUGAAUUUCAGAAUACAUUAGGUGGGAUGGGGAAGGAUUUUGGGUCAAUGAAUAUGGAUGAAUUGUUAAAGAAUAUAUGGAGUGCUGAAGAAACACAAUCUAUUGCAACAGGAGCAGGAGCAACAGCUAUGGCUGCCGCUGCUGCUGUUGCUGCUGCUGGGAGUAGUGGUCAAGAUGGGGUAAAUUCAGGUGGGUAUUUGCAAAGACAAGGGUCAUUAACUUUACCCAGAACACUUAGUCAGAAAACAGUUGAUGAGGUGUGGAAGGAUAUCGCAAAGGAAUUUAAUGGCGGAAAAGAUGGAGGAAAUGGAUCUAAUGUGCCUCAGAGACAGCAGACAUUAGGGGAGAUUACUUUAGAGGAGUUCUUGGUGAGAGCUGGAGUUGUGAGGGAAGACACCCAAUUGGUUGAUAAGCCGAAUAAUAUUGGGGGUGCUGGGAUUUUCGGAGAUUUUUCUCGGCCUAAUAACAAUACUAAUACUAAUACGAAUAUUGGGUUUGGGAUUAAUUGUCAACAACCUGGUCGAGGUGUUGAGUUGAUGGGUAAUCGUAUUCCAGAGACUAAUCAUCAAAUGUCGUCUAUACAAUCAGCUAACUUACCGUUGAAUGUUAAUGGGGUACGGACAUCACAGCAGCAGGUAACACCUACACAUAUGUCCCAGCAGUCCCAACAGCCGCAGCAACAACCAUUGUUCCCUAAACAGUCUGCAGUUUCGUACGGAUCUGCGAUGACAUUGUCGAACACUGCUCAAUUAGGUAGUACAGGAAUGAGGGGUGGCAUGGUAGGGUUAGCGGAAGGGUUGAAUAACAACUUGGUUAUGAGUGCAGUUAAUCAAGGUGGGGCAGGAUUAGGCAUGGCUGGAUUAAGAGGUGGUGGAGCGAUUGGUGUUCCUGCUGGAUCCCCUGCAGCUUUGUCAUCCGAUGGGCUUGCAAGGAGUAAUGGUGACUCCUCUUCGGUUUCACCUGUUCCGUACAUGUUUAAUGGUGGUCUUAAAGGGAGAAAAGGAUUUGGUUCCGUUGACAAAGUUGCUGAGAGAAGGCAGAGGCGCAUGAUCAAAAAUAGAGAAUCUGCUGCAAGAUCACGAGCUCGUAAACAGGCCUAUACUAUGGAGCUCGAGCAGGAAGUUCAGAAACUAAAAGAGGAAAAUCAGGAGUUAAGAAAAAAACAGGCAGAAAUUGUUGAAAUGCAGAAAAAUCAGGUGAUGGAGAUGAUGAACGCGCAAGCUGGUUCACGGAAAAAGCUCAGGAGGACGCAGACUGGGCCAUGGUGAUCACAAAGAGAUGUGCCAAAUUACAGUAGUUCUUUUGUAUAUAUUUUGGAGGAAGUUGAUGUUUUUCUGUUUAAGGCAUAAUUCAGAAUUGUAUUUUAGGUUGAAAGCAUUUUUUGUUUGUCGUUUUUUUUCUUUGCAAACAUAUAUAUGUUGUAGGAAAGAAGCAACAUAAGAUGUAUUCAGUCCACCAUAUAUCUGUUGGAUGUGUAUUUUUAGGACAUGUCCAAUUCUUGACCUCUAUUAUAAUGCUUUAGAAUUUAGACUUUAUUGUCUAA